UUUUCUGUCGUUUGAGGAGUUUUGCGAGUGUAGUUGUGAGUGGUUCGUAAUCGCUGAUUUGAUUUUCAUUCCUCCAAAAAAAGUGUUACCUCUGGCCAAGACGACGAUGGCGGCUACGUUAGGAAGAAUUUGUGGUUCUAAACUGCUUAAAUCGCUGCCUGCAUUGAAUCUGCAGCAGGCUAAUGGUUUGUCAACUGCCAAAGCUUGGUCCAAUGGCCAGAAGAAGAUGGUGGCGACUAUCGGAGCUUUGACAGGCGGAGUUGGCGCUUUGAUCUAUGCUUUGGAGCAAUCCGUUGAAGCUUCUGGUACCGAAGUCCAUCCACCACAAAUGCCAUGGAGUCACAAGGGUUUGAUUUCAUCAUUGGACCAUAGCAGUGUGCGCCGUGGCUACGAAGUGUAUAAACAAGUAUGCUCUGCCUGUCACUCUUUAAAAUAUAUUGCCUACCGCAAUUUAGUUGGUGUGACACACACGGAAGCUGAGGCUAAGGCUGAGGCUGAGGGCAUCAUGGUUAGAGAUGGCCCAGAUGACAGCGGCAACUACUUUGACCGCCCUGGUAAGUUAUCCGACUAUUUCCCUUCGCCCUACCCCAACGAAGAAGCUGCUCGUGCUGCCAACAAUGGUGCAUAUCCACCAGAUCUGAGCUACAUUGUUUCCGCUCGUCACGGAGGUGAAGAUUACAUUUUCUCCCUUCUUACUGGCUAUUUUGAUGCUCCAGCUGGUGUAGUAUUACGUGAGGGACAAUAUUUCAAUCCUUACUUCCCUGGAGGUGCCAUUUCAAUGGCCCAAGUUUUAUACAACGAGGUCAUUGAAUAUGAAGAUGGUACUCCAGCCACCCAAAGUCAAUUGGCCAAGGACGUUGCUACUUUCCUAAAAUGGACUUCGGAGCCUGAACACGAUGAACGCAAACAAUUGAUCAUUAAAGUCGUUGGUAUUAUGACCUUCUUGACUGCCAUCGCUUACUAUAUUAAGAGACACAAGUGGUCUGCAAUGAAAUCACGAAAAAUUUUCUUCGUCCCCAAGAAAGAAUAAACUCCUUUAGGUAAACGCCACAUUUAAGUGCAAGUAAUUAGGCUACCAUCAACAAGAACUAAGCCAUUGAUAAUGAUAACUAAAAAAACCAACAAAAGAAAUAAUCUAAACACAAGUUAGAAAAUUAUUUAAACAAUAAAAGAAAAUCUAAAACGAGGAAAAGUAAAGAGUGCAGAGUACUUUUAAAGGUAAUUGACACAAUAAAAUGAAAAAAAACCGA
Molecule: messenger RNA, 1250 nt
Organism: Stomoxys calcitrans (stable fly)
Lineage: Eukaryota; Metazoa; Arthropoda; Insecta; Diptera; Muscidae
Gene: Cyt-c1
Product: cytochrome c1, heme protein, mitochondrial
Exons: 6
Coding region: 107-1030 (307 amino acids)
Biological process (GO): mitochondrial electron transport, ubiquinol to cytochrome c
Molecular function (GO): heme binding; electron transfer activity
Source: RefSeq, a predicted model, not a curated record